This is a messenger RNA of Cucurbita maxima (winter squash), 692 nucleotides long. Its product is annotated as auxin-responsive protein SAUR32-like. Lineage: Eukaryota; Viridiplantae; Streptophyta; Magnoliopsida; Cucurbitales; Cucurbitaceae. The transcript has a single exon. Gene Ontology annotation, biological process: response to auxin. The record is from RefSeq and is a predicted model, not a curated record. The coding region runs from base 69 to 530 and encodes 153 amino acids.
AUUUUGAACUUUAUCCUAUAAAUCAAGCCUCGGUUCGAUUCUUCCUUCGGACUAAAAUAAAUCCAUUUAUGGAGGGCAUGAAGAAAAAAUGGAGUAAGUAUCUGGGUUUGGUCCGGAGCCGAUCGGUGACCGGAAAACCCGCCGUUGCGGCGGAGGAGGUAACGAGAAGGAGCAAAUCUUUGAACAGUGGCUCGAAAUUCAGGACUCCGGUGGCUCCGGACGGUUGCUUUUCGGUGUACGUUGGACCGGAGAGGCGGCGGUUUGUGGUGAAGACGAAAUUUGCGAACCAUCCGUUGUUUCAGAUGCUUCUUGAAGAUGCUGAGAUGGAAUAUGGGUAUAAUAGUCAAGGUCCGAUUUGUCUUCCUUGUGAAGUGGGGAUGUUUUAUGAUGUGUUGGCGGAGAUGGACGGCGGAGAUGGACUGAGCAACCGGUGGACUGGCGGGGAAGGUGGUGGUUUAAUUGCUUGUAGCCCACUUAGGUUGACCAUGUGCGGCAGUAGACAUAGUGGGUAUAGGCAGCUGAGUUCGUAGGGGAGGUUGAGGCUUGAAAUUGAUACUAAACUCAUCAGUAACCGCUGAUUUCUUGAUACCCAUUGUUUGUAUUGGUUUGUUUCCAUGGCAUAUAAUACAAAAAGAUAAACUUUUUAGGCGAUUCAUACCCAUUUUGUUUAUUUGAUAUUUGUAUCUAAUAAG